UUGUGCACGGAUUAGCCAAAGAUGGAUGGAUACGAGGGUGACGAGUACGCCAAAAUUCUCAGUACGGGUCCGCCAAAAUUUUGUUUGCAAGUGACGUCACUAUUCAAGAUGGCAGCCGCCUUGUUGGCAGUUCUGAGUUUCUUCUGCUGUAUAAAUCCAAUUUUUUCGGAGCAUUUUAAAGAUGGAGAUAAGGUUACUUUAUAUGUUAACAAAGUGGGUCCAUACUUUAACCCCCAUGAAACAUAUCAUUAUUACCAGCUACCAGUUUGUAGACCUGAUAAGGUUGAAACAAGAAGUUUAACCUUGGGUGAAAUUCUAGAUGGGGAUCGAAUGGCGGUGUCCAUGUAUAACUUGAAAUUCAAAGAAAAAACCGAAAACAAGGAGCUGUGUUCCUUGAAGCUAAAAGACAAGGAUAUUGAUAUCCUGAGAGAAUCUAUUGAAGAUCUUUAUUACUUUGAGUUUGUCCUUGAUGACCUGCCUGUAAGAGGAUUUAUUGGUCAUCUAGAGGAAGGGGGAUUCCUACCCCACACUCACAAGAUAUACUUGUGGGUGCAUCAUCAUUUCCACAUAGAGUACAAUGGUGAUCAGAUUAUUUAUGCAAAUAUCAGUACACGUGAUCGGCAGCCAGUUAGCCUGGAUGAAGUGACAACCCCAUUGGAUGUUCAGUUUACUUACAGUGUAUCGUGGCAUGAGACACCACUGGAGUACAAGAACAGGGCUGCUCGUCUUGGAAAAACCAGCUUCUUUCCAAAGACACUAGAGGUCCACUGGCUGUCGAUCAUCAAUUCAAUGGUGCUUGUGUUUCUACUCAUUGGUUUCGUUGUCAUAAUAAUGAUGAGAGUGUUAAAGAAUGACUUCGCUCGUUAUAACGUUGAUGAGGAAGAUGUUGAAGAACUAGACCAAGAUGAAAAUGGCUGGAAGAUCAUUCAUACUGAUGUAUUUCGCUUUCCUCAGUAUAAGAAUCUCCUUUGCUCAAUGUUAGGUGUUGGAAGUCAGUUCAUAGCAUUGGCCACCUGUAUUCUACUGAUGGCUCUACUGGGCAUGUUCAAUGUGCAUCGCCAUGGUUCAAUGAACACAGCAGCUAUCCUUCUUUAUGCAUUCACAUCAUGCAUAUCAGGGUAUGUCAGUAGCAACAUGUAUAAACGUCUAGGAGGUGAAAGUUGGGUGUGGAAUAUAAUUCUUACAUCAUCCUUAUUCUCAGUACCUUUCUUUUUUGUAUGGAGUAUUGUGAAUUCUGUUGCUUGGCACUGGGACUCAACCCAAGCCCUUCCAUUCACCACUAUUUUGCUACUCAUUAUCAUGUGGAUACUCAUUGGCUAUCCAUUGACUGUGAUUGGUGGUAUAUUUGGUAAAAACUUUGCUGGAAGUUUUGAUGCACCAUGUCGCACCAAGAAUAUUGCUCGUGAGAUUCCAAGUGUACCUUGGUAUAGGUCGGUGUUCAUGCAUUGUGUAAUUGGUGGAUUCCUUCCAUUCAGCGCUAUAUCAGUGGAAUUGUACUACAUAUUUGCCACACUAUGGGGGCGUGAGCAGUAUACCCUGUACGGAAUUCUUUUUGUCGUGUAUGGCAUCUUAUUGAGCGUGACAGCAUGCAUCUCUGUUGCUCUUACAUAUUUCCAGCUCUCGAAUGAAGACUACCGAUGGUGGUGGCGUUCUAUAUUUAGUGCAGGAUCAACUGGCAUGUUUGUCUUCUUGUAUUCUAUUUUCUACUACUACAAGCGAUCCAGUAUGUCGGGCUCAUUACAAACUGUUGAGUUUUUUGGAUACUCAAUUCUUGCAUGCUACAUGUUCUUUCUCAUGCUUGGCACCGUCUCAUUUUUUGCCUCGCUCAAGUUUAUCCGAUACAUUUAUGUCAACUUAAAGAUGGACUGAACACCAAUGUAAGGGUACAUUUAGAAAAUCAUUGAUGAUAUUAAUGAGUUUCUUAAAGUGACUCUAAUGUUUGUGCAAGUACAGCUGGAUCAGAACACAUUUUUGUAGAAUUUUGUAAGUAAUUGUAUCGAGUUGUAGAUGUGAAGCUAAUUGAUUCGUUUACUCGAGUACUUUUUAAAUAUUUUAGUCUACUUUUUUAUAGUGACAAACUUAAAAAUACUGAAUGUCUGGGACGAGUAAAACAGAAAUAAUUGUGUGAAUGCGCUUUUGUAGCAGAGGCUUUAUUUAUUAAAAUAUAAUACAUUCAUAUUGUGGGAGCAGUUGACACAGUGGUUGCGUUUCAGUCUUUCAACCUUGUUGUCAGGGAGUCGAACCUUCACUGUAAAUUCUUCUUGUGUUCUUGGGCAAACACUAUCCAGGAGUGCAAAUGUGUAGGAUGGUGUGCUGUUGGAUAUAUUAAUCUGUGCUACCUUAUAUUGUAAGGAUGACUAGAUGAAAUCCACAGAGUUUGCAAUUUGUUGCACUUCGUCCCAGAUAUUCUGAACCCAAUCAGCAUAAGUAAUGAUGGUAUCCCUUGAUAAAUGGUGCAGUAUAUUUCUUCAUUUUACAUUACAUAAAUGAUAUCAGUUUCAGGCAUGCAGACAUUCCUUCUGUGUCAUUAAAAGUGUAGUACUAUUACUACUGCACUGUUUAAGAUGACGCUUUAUUGUAUAUACAGGUAAUUAUAUAUUUUUCAUAAAGGAUUUAACUUAAGAUCCAUAGAUAUACAAAUUAUCUUUAAUCAUUUUCUUUUAAGUCUCUAUACUUGUUUUUUUUUUUUUUUUUUUAGGUAAAUCAUUAAACUAGACUUUUUUGGGGGGUAAAAAUUUAAAGAUACAAGGUAUUAGUUUGUAUAUUAUUAUUAUUAAUUUUAUUAUUAUUAUUAUUUUUAUUAUUAUUAAUAAUAAUAAUAAUAAUAAUAAUAAUAAUAAUAAUAAAUGUUGGGUUAUAGAUAACAUCAUCUAUGUUUAUUCUAAUUGGCAAGUUUUAUCAUGACACAGUUAUUUAUUCACGUAC
This is a messenger RNA of Anneissia japonica, 2925 nucleotides long. RefSeq names its product transmembrane 9 superfamily member 1-like. Gene Ontology annotation, biological process: protein localization to membrane. NCBI's taxonomy places the organism in Eukaryota, Metazoa, Echinodermata, Crinoidea, Comatulida, Comatulidae. Gene Ontology annotation, cellular component: membrane. The transcript is spliced from 14 exons. The coding region runs from base 22 to 1869 and encodes 615 amino acids. The record is from RefSeq and is a predicted model, not a curated record.